UCUCCUCCGCCCCUUUUUGACCCCGAUUGGGAAUCCGCAUCCGGCCCUGCGGCGGCACUCAAUUCCCCUGGCUUGCCCCCCGCCAGCACGCCCCCCGGCGCGCGCCCGGCGCCCUGAUCCCGCGGAACCGGCGAGGAAGCCCGGCUCCCUCCCGGGACCGCCGGUGCGUCCGUCCCCCCGUCCCCUCGCUCGUGUUCACAUGAUGUAUCAUGCUAAGAAUUUUUCUGUGCCCUUUGCUCCGCAGAGGGCUCAGAAUAAUGAGCAUGCAAGUAAUAUUGGAGCUAUUGGUGGAACCAACAUAAGCAACCCUGCUAAUCCUGUAGGAAGUGGGAAACAACGUCUAAGAUGGACUUCAGAUCUCCAUAAUCGCUUUGUGGAUGCCAUCGCCCAGCUUGGUGGACCAGAUAGAGCUACACCUAAAGGGGUGCUCACUGUGAUGGGUGUGCCAGGGAUCACAAUUUAUCAUGUAAAGAGCCAUUUGCAGAAGUAUCGCCUUGCAAAGUAUAUACCAGAAUCUCCUGCUGAAGGUUCCAAGGACGAAAAAAAGGAUUCAAGUGAUUCCCUCUCUAACACGGAUUCUGCACCAGGAUUACAAAUCAAUGAAGCAUUAAAGAUGCAAAUGGAGGUUCAGAAGCGGCUACAUGAGCAGCUCGAGGUUCAAAGGCAAUUGCAGCUGAGAAUUGAAGCUCAAGGCAGGUACUUGCAAAUGAUCAUAGAGGAGCAACAAAAGCUUGGGGGAUCAUUCAAAGCUUCAGAGGAUCAGAAGCUUUCACAUUCACCUCCAAGCUUAGAUGAGUACCCUGAGAGCACGCAGCCUUCUCCCAAGAAACCAAGGAUAGAUGCGUUGUCACCGGAUUCAGAGCGCGAUACGACUCAAGCAGAAUUCGAAUCCCAUCUGAUUGGUCCAUGGGAUCAAGAAAUCUGCGGGAAAAAUCUAUGCGGCGUUGCAUUCCCAGCGGAGGAGUUCAAAGCAGACCCUGGUAUGAGCAAAUCAUAAAGCAAAGCCUUCCUUGACGGGCAUUCGUCAUAGUUGACCUCUCCACUAGAUGAUCUCAUUCGCAUGUGAAUAUAUAUCAUCUUAACAACAGAAUGUUGUUCGGAUCUUCUGGAUCCGCACCUGAUCCUUGCAGCCAUGGCCAGUUGUUGUCACGGUAGUAUUCAUCAUACAACUCUUGUAAUUAUGAGGAUGGUGUUACAAAGUUUCUAGCCAGCAUUUCCUUAGCCCUGAGUUGAACCAUGUAGCAAGAAAGAGCACAUGUUUACACGCAAUACAUUUGCUGUGAAGAGGGCGUGCCCCUGGAGCUACCUGAAGCUA
Panicum virgatum (switchgrass) is the source of this 1315-nucleotide messenger RNA. RefSeq names its product myb family transcription factor PHL7-like. The record is from RefSeq and is a predicted model, not a curated record. The transcript is spliced from 7 exons. Gene Ontology annotation, molecular function: DNA-binding transcription factor activity; DNA binding. Lineage: Eukaryota; Viridiplantae; Streptophyta; Magnoliopsida; Poales; Poaceae. The coding region runs from base 200 to 997 and encodes 265 amino acids.